AAACCUCAUUAUUCUCAUAGGUGCAUUCGAUUGAGCAAUCAGUGUAUCUUGAACUUUCAGUUAUGUAUGUCAGUCGAACUUUUUUUGUGUUGAUUUUAUUGGCAUCCGUAUUUAUCUCACCAUUUGUUUAUUUAUAUCACAAAUUGGUGAAUUAUCAACCUGGAAUCCCAGUUCUAGAGGAAACUUGGUGGACCGAUGAAAAUCCUGAGAAAGAGGAUAAGAAUAUUUAUCCUUUCAAAAUAAAUAUCACACAAGAGAUCCUGAACGACCUAAAAAGCAGACUUGAUAACACUCGACCAUUCACCAAACCACUGCAAGACAACCAUGUCAACGGUUUCAACUCUGACUUAGCCCAAGAAAUCCUAGACUACUGGAGGACCAAAUACGACUGGAAAAAGAGAGAAGACAACCUUAACAAAUACCCACACUUCAUUACAAGCAUCCAAGGCUUGAAAAUCCACUUCAUCCACCUCAAACCUCAAAAUAUCUCCGAUCGUUUGAAGAUCCUCCCUCUUCUAUUAUGCCAUGGUUGGCCGAGCUCCUUCAUAGAAUUUCUAAAUGUCAUCACAAUGCUGACAAAACCUCAAGAAAACCGCAAUUUCGUCUUUGAGGUAGUCGUGCCUUCUCUUCCAGGUUUUGGGUUCUCCCAAGCCCCUCAAAAACCAGGGUUGGGUGCUACAGAAACCGCACUGAUCCUCAAAAACCUCAUGAACCGUCUUGGUCAUCGCAGAUUCUACGUGCAUGGUGGCGAUUUGGGCAUGAUGGUUUUGAAGGUUAUGUCUAUGAGUCUCGAAGAUUCCGUCCUUGGUUUCCACAACCAUAUGUGUGUCAGUCUCCACCCCUAUUCGCUGUUCAAGUUGGUGAUGGGUUCUUUCAAUCCAGAUUGGAUUAGGAGGAAGACUCAUCGAGAGUUGUUUUACCCCAUUUCUCGUUUAAUACAAUCGAUUUUGAUGGAGUCUGGAUAUCUGCACACUCAGUCGACCAAACCUGAUACUUAUGGAGUUGGUAUAGAUGAUUCGCCUAUGGGAAUGGCAGUUUUGUUUCUGGAAAAAUACAGCACAGGUGCAAGUUUGCAAAAUCGUUUUCGAAAGGAUGGGGGUUUAAAGGAGAAGUACAACUACGAUGACUUACUGGAUAACAUCAUGAUCUACUGGGUCACCAAAACAGGAACCACUUCAAACAGAUUCUACGCAGCAUCAUUCCGUAGCUCUUCAAUUUAUUCAAUAUUGGUUUCACCAGUAAAGGUACCCAGCGCUUGUACAAGAGGAAACUAUGAUAUAAUAUCUCCAGAAGGGAUAGUUGAAGAAACAUUCCCUAACAUUGUACACUCUGUUGACUACGAUGUAGGACAUUUUUUCGGUUUUGAAAAUCCAAAACUAUUGGCUAGUGACAUUUACGAAGCUAUAAAUAAAAUGGAGCUAAACAGUGCAACGAGAAAACAUACAGAUUUAUGAAGUACUUGAACUGUAUGAAAUAUCAAAUGUAGAUAUGUGAUAACCAUUCCUAAUUAUGUAUAUCGACAAAUCUAUAAUAAUAUGAUAAGAUAAUUGAGAACGCAUGAACAACCGAUAACUUCAUCGGGGUUGUUAAUACCAUGACCAUAUCUGUGAAUACACACAAUUGCUCAUCAAAAAUUAGUAUUAAACUGUAUUAAAAUUAAAAAAACAAUCUAGCUAUAGGCAUUUCUGUAGAAAGUAAGUAAAGUUAAUAAAGAGUGCUACUCAGAGCUGUAAA
This is a messenger RNA of Harmonia axyridis, 1734 nucleotides long. Its product is annotated as juvenile hormone epoxide hydrolase 1-like. Lineage: Eukaryota; Metazoa; Arthropoda; Insecta; Coleoptera; Coccinellidae. The coding region runs from base 63 to 1454 and encodes 463 amino acids. The transcript has 4 exons. Gene Ontology annotation, biological process: epoxide metabolic process. The record is from RefSeq and is a predicted model, not a curated record. Gene Ontology annotation, molecular function: epoxide hydrolase activity.